Peronospora matthiolae is the source of this 489-nucleotide messenger RNA. Lineage: Eukaryota; Oomycota; Peronosporomycetes; Peronosporales; Peronosporaceae. The record is from the annotation of a GenBank genome assembly.
AUGCUGGAUGAGUUUAGGGUACAGUAUGGAGGGCAAGGUGUGUCUCUGGCCAGACACUUUCUCGCACGGAAACGAUCGGAUGAAAAUCCACAGGAGCAUCUACACCGCCUAAAUGUCGUGGCUAAGCAAGCCAAGAUUGCAAUCGGAGACGAGAGGAUGGCCACAUCGGACACACGUCGUAAACAUGUGGAGAAUUUCAUUGCCACGUUGGACGAUCGCGAUCUGGCCAAGCAGCUGACCCUACUACGAUUGGCCGAUGUCAAUGAGUGGGAUGAGACGUUACGUGCAUGCCAAACGAUAGAGAGCCUUCAGUUGAAGACGUCGACAGGAUCGAACAAGUUCCGCCAGCGAGCGAAUGCCUCCCCAAAUCCUACGUCAUACAAGACUGCUCGAGCGAAGAGGGCAAUCCGUGAGGGAUCGAAAAUUGCGGAUCGGAAUCGGACUCGAUUGGAUCGGGUGAAGACAAGGAUCGCCGCUGAGUUUGUGUGA